Molecule: messenger RNA, 2163 nt
Organism: Sordaria macrospora k-hell
Lineage: Eukaryota; Fungi; Ascomycota; Sordariomycetes; Sordariales; Sordariaceae
Biological process (GO): transmembrane transport
Cellular component (GO): plasma membrane
Molecular function (GO): transmembrane transporter activity
Source: RefSeq, a predicted model, not a curated record
AUGGUUAUUCCAAACUACACCACCAUGUCUACCUCUGACCAACAAGCAAUCCGGCGUCAAGAAUCUCAAUCUCAAGCUCAAGAUCAAGGGCAGCCGGAGCCCCACCACCACCAACAACACCAACCGACACCAGUAGCAUCGGCCUCUACAGAACUUCAACAACAGACACCGGAAACUCAGCAGCAACAGGUCCCUCAAGACGGAAGCAGCGGUGAUUCGAGUGAGAGCUCUCUAGAAAUCAUUAAGGAUUAUUUCCGAGACGACAGCCCAUAUAUACAGCCACAGCCACAGCCACAUCCGCCCGUUCUCGCCGUCGGAGGACCCGGAGGCAAGCAGCAGCAAGAAGAGCAAGAGCAAGUCCAGGGCCAGCGCCAGCGCCAGGUCCAGAGCCAUGAAGAACCAUCAAAGGACAACGAGAAUGGCAUCGUCAUCAACAUCGAGGAGCGGCGGCGUGUAAACUUUGAGGAUGUUCCUCUCCAAGCCGAUGACAACAACAAAGAUGCACCACAGCCCCCUGAACAUAACAAUGAAGAUGUCGCAGCAGCAGCGCCCAAUCCCGAUGACCUUUUUCCUCCCGAUGCAGCUCCUCCGCUGGAGAUGCCUCUCAAGGAGUAUAUCUUUCUCUGUUUGGGAGUCGGCUUCGGCCUCUUCCUCUCCAUGCUAGACACCACCAUCGUUGCCACCUCUCUGUACGAAAUCGGUACCGAGUUCGACGCCUUGGACACGGUCAACUGGGUCGCUUUGGCUUACACGCUGGCUUUUGUCGGAUGCGCCAUCUUGUUCGCCAAGGUGUCGGACGUGGUGGGGCACAGAUACGCGUUCGCGGCCGCCUAUGUGCUCUUUGUGGCCUUCUCGAUAGAAUGCGCGGACGCCGAAAAGUUGAGGGACUUAGUCAUUUGCCGCGCGUUUCAGGGCGUCGGCGGCGCGGGCUUGUACAGCCUGGCGAUUAUCAUACUGACGGAGGUGACGCCGCUCCGGUGGAAGAAGUUCAUCGGGGCAAUCAUCGGGGUCAUCAUUGCGCUUGCUGGUGUACUGGGGCCGGUCUUGGGUGGUGUGCUGACGAAUUAUUUGACCUGGCGGUGGAUCUUUUGGAUCAAUAUUUCUGGCAUCGUAGGCUUGGUAGCGUUCUGGUUUGCAUGGCCUCGUCCAGAGCAUCUACCUGCUUAUCAACGUAGGUCGUGGUGGCAGACUGAUAUGCUAGGAUCAUUUUUGCUCACGGGAGCCACCGUUUUGAUCACAUACGCCUUCCAAAGCGUGAGGGUAGGUUUCGGGUGGAACGAUAACCUGUUUAUAGGACCGCUGGUCGGCGGUUUCGGCUCCUUGAUCCUCCUCAUGGUCUGGACCUUGCUCGUUGACAACACAUAUUUGAAAAUCCGGACGACUACAGUCAUCCCGAUGGUACUCAUCAAGAACCACGUGUAUGUCUUGAUGGCUGCAAGCACGUGGUGUCUGGGCUUUGGCUAUCUCAUGGCACUGUACGUCUUCCCGAUGAGAUUCAGGGUUGUCAAUGGGUACAGCGCUCUCCAGGCCAGCGUCGUGCUUCUGCCCAUGCUUGGAUUAUCGGCGCUGGGUAGCAUGGUGGCUCCGGGACUUAGCAAGAAGCGCAACGUGCUGCACUGGACCAUAGCAGGCGGCGGCAUGUUGAUAACUCUUGGAACUGCUUCAUCGGCAGGCAACGCAAUGUCAGCCCGUCGGUUCGGUACCACGCUGUACGCGGUUUACGUGGGGCUCGUUGGUCUCGGGUUCGGCCUCAGUGCUGCAGCAGCGACAAAUCUUGCGAUUGUCGAGUCGCCCGUGUACGAACAUGCCACGGCGCAGGGACUGGUAGCUCUGCUUCGCAUAAUGGGCGGUAGCAUUGGUAUUGCCGUCUCAGGCGCCGUGCUUGGUAUUCAGGGUUCUUCUGGCACUCCGUUGGAUCCGGAAAAGUAUACCAAGGCGCUGGAGACGUCCAUGGUCAUUGCUUCUGCAAUUGCGGCACUUGGUACAGUUUGCGCCCUCCUCGCUCGUCGCUGGAUCCAAUUGCCUAUCGAGGUCAUGAUGCAGAGGCGCGAUGAAGCGGAAGCUCGUCGGCAAGCGGAACUGGCCCCAAAGAGAAAAGCAGAAAGACUACUCAAGAGGCUUAGGCAGCAGGCGAGGACCGGUCGACGUCAAGGUGAAGAGUAA